Molecule: messenger RNA, 5214 nt
Organism: Equus caballus (horse)
Lineage: Eukaryota; Metazoa; Chordata; Mammalia; Perissodactyla; Equidae
Source: RefSeq, a predicted model, not a curated record
GAACCUGAGCCGCGCCCCCCUCACGCCGACAGUCUUCAGUACGAGAAGUGGGCCCGCCAGGCCUCCGUUAGCCGAGGGAGCCAGUGCUGCGGGAAGGAGUGCAGAGGGGUCUCACUGGGUUCCCAACCAGACCUACGUAGAUCCGGGAGUGGCGCGCGCCAUCUGAACGGGAUGUGCAGAUGGAGGCCGGUGGAGACGCUGCUGCCCCAGCCCCUGGGGACGCGGAGGACGUGGAGGACACGCAGUUCCCCAGUGAGGAGGCUGGAAACGGUGGAGAUGUUCACGAGGGCUCGCCGGAUCCCGAAGAUGGGGGCCUGGAGGAAACAGGACCUGAGACCAAGGAACAGCCACCUGACCUGCUGUCACCACUGCCACAGUUGGAGGCCCCAUCAUGCACCUGUGGGCUCUGGAGUCCUGCAGCCUCUGAGAAUAGUCCCAUGGGUGGCCCCGAGAGUGGCUCUGGGGGCCAGGGCGGGGACCCCAGUGACGAGGACUGGCGCAGCAAGCGGAAGCACGUGUUUGUGCUGAGCGAGGCAGGCAAGCCCAUCUACUCGAGGUACGGUAGUGUGGAGGCACUGUCGACUACCAUGGGUGUGAUGACAGCCUUGGUGUCCUUCGUGCAGAGUGCAGGAGAUGCCAUCCGCGCCAUCUAUGCUGGUGAGCAAAGGAGCACGAGGCAGGAUGAGGACCACAAGCUGGUGUUCCUACAGCAGGGCCCACUGCUGCUGGUGGCUGUGUCAAGGACUCCUCAGUCAGCAUCCCAGCUGCGCGGGGAGCUGCUCGCUGUGCACGCACAGAUCGUGAGCACGUUGACGCGCGCAAGCGUGGCCCGCAUCUUCGCACGCAAGCAGAACUACGACCUCCGCCGCCUGCUGGCCGGCUCGGAGCGCACACUGGACCGGCUUUUGGACAGUAUGGAGCGGGACCCAGGUGCCCUGCUGCUGGGCGCUGUGCGCUGUGUGCCCCUCGCUCGCCCGCUGCGGGAAGCACUGGGUGCACUCCUACGACGAUGCACAGCACCUGGUCUGGCACUGUCAGUGCUGGCGGUUGGCGGUCGACUGGUGACAGCAGCCCAGGAGCGCACUGUGCUGGCCGAGUGCAGGCUGGACCCAGCUGACCUGCAGUUGCUGCUCGACUGGGUGGGUGCACCGGCCUUCGCAGCAGGAGAAGCGUGGGCACCUGUGUGCCUGCCCCGCUUCAACCCCGAUGGUUUCUUCUAUGCCUACGUGGCCCGCCUGGAUGCCAUGCCUGUGUGCCUGCUGCUGCUUGGCACCGACCCUGAGGCGUUCCAUGACAUGGCCACCUGCCGGCGCUUGGUUGAAGACGGCAUGCACACCCUUGGUGCCAUGCGUGCCCUCCGGGAGGCUGCCAGCUUCUCUAAUGCCUCAUCAGCCAGUGCCCCUGCCUACAGUGUGCAGGCAGUGGGGGCACCUGGACUCCGGCACUUCCUCUAUAAGCCGCUGGACAUCCCUGACCAUCACCGCCAGCUGCCCCAGUUUACCAGCCCUGAGCUAGAGGCCCCGUACAGCAGAGAGGAGGAGCGGCAGCGCCUGUCAGACCUAUACCACCGCCUACACGCGCGCCUCCAUAGCACCUCCCGGCCCCUGCGACUCAUUUAUCACGUGGCUGAGAAGGAGACGCUGCUGGCCUGGGUGACUUCCAAAUUUGAGCUCUAUACCUGCCUCAGCCCCCUGGUGACCAAGGCAGGUGCCAUCUUGGUAGUGACCAAACUCCUGCGCUGGGUGAAGAAGGAAGAGGAUCGGCUCUUUAUUCGUUACCCACCCAAGUACUCCACACCCCCAGCAGCCCCAGCUGCCUCUGCGGACCAGGCUUCCCAUAAUGGCUUGUUCACUGGCCCUUGAGAGGUGGAGAUCCCAGAUUGGGAAGUGCUGGCAAGGACCACCUUUGGCUUUUACCUUCUGUCUCCACCCUGGAAAUGGGGCAUGGGUGGGGCGGCAGGGGCGUUAGUGGUGGUGUCUGUGGCUGGUCCCUGUCUCCCUGGACAAAGGGGCAAGAUCUGAGGGUCUGCCCACAAAUGAGAGAUGGGUGGCAGCACGACUGCACACAGUGAGCAGGCUGCUUCCCCAGCCCCCUCAUGCACCUCCACCUCUGGGGAAAUCCUUAGGAAAACCUCUUCCCCUCUCUCUGCCUCACCUUCUCCACUUUGAUGAUGUUCAGGCAUCUGUCAGGGGCUGCCUCCUCCUAUCCUGGGCACCACCCCUUCUGUACUGCAUGGAGUCUGCCUCUGCGAGGGGAUCUCAGCCCUGAGUGUCCAGAGCUGCCCAAGGUCUCUUUGGGUGGCCCACAGGGAUUCUGGAACUGGGAGUACAGGGCCAGCCUGUGCUUGGAACCAGCCUGAGGAUAUUUUAAAGAAAAACUUUACAUGAAAGGCUGGAAACCCGUCCCCACAGGGACAUUCCUUUGCCCUUCAUGCACUUCAUCUGUACCCUGUCCAAAAUGACCAUCAACGCUGGCUGCUGCUAAUAUGAACGAAAAUGUACCCUUCAGGGUCUCCCUGUCUAUGUAAACCAGGACAAAGUCCCUGACUUCCCCCAGUGGCUUAAAUCCAGAAUUUCUACACAGGAUGUGCACUUGGCUUCUAAGGCUCAUUCUACUCAUCCGUGAAAUGGAGAUAACUAACCUCGCAUAGGCUGUUCAGUGUGUGAACAGAAAGGAACUCAAACUCUUGUGCACCACUACAGAGCACAUGCACGUUUGUCCCAGCCUUGCACAACUUGCACAACACAGGCAACCUGGAGAGGGAGAGACCUCCCUACAGUUUUGUAUGUGUGUGCACAACACUCUCCAACCGACUAAGACCCUAAUUCUGCCCUCCUUUUCACUCGUGGUGUACGCAUGCGCGCUAACUGUUGCUCAGGGGCUUGGCGCGCUCUGUUUGCCUGGACCAUGGCUCCUCACCCUGGUCUACUGAUGGGUAAACGCGCACUGCACGCAUGCGCGUUGCAGGGCCUUUCGCCCUCGCGUGGUGUUUUUUUUUUUUGUUUUUUUUUUUAACCAAUCAUGUUACAAGGCGCACCCGUGCAAGCCUCGCGUUGGAAAAUGGCGGGCAAGCUGGAGCCUUUGAAAGUGGAGCCACUGGAAGUCGCGGAGGAGUCUGAGGAGGCUGAAGGUAGCGAGUGCAGGCGGGCCUCUCCCCUGGGGCAGAAGGGAGGGAGCCUUCGUCCCAUUACAGUAAUGAAAUAUUUAUAGCAGUACUAAAAAAAAAGGUAAAAUUGUAAGCCUUUUAUAAAAAAAGAUACUGUUCAACAAAGUGGAGAAAAAUAACAUGAAUAUUCUCAUCUAGAUUAACUCUUGUCAGCUUUAUUGGAUAUAUGGGGUAAGUAUUUUAAAGUAAACAAUAGACUCAGUACUUCAAUUUGCAUCUCAACGGAGAAAAGAGGUGGAUGUGCUCGUAAAAAUCACCGUGCUGCUGCCACAUCUAAGAAAGUGAACAGUGAUUGCCCAAUAUCAUCAUUUCACACCUGGCCCAUACCACACUGUGCAUGGACUCUUCGGUUUUACUGAGAACGGCCGCUUCCACAGACAGGUUCUUUUCUCCAGGGCAUUUUGUGGAUAAUAGUCCCCCAACCCCUAGUGAGAGGGGAAAAAAUAAAAUCAUCCUGGAGACAAUUGGAAACUGCAGUCUAGUCAAAAGAAGAAAACCUUCCAAGACAAUGAGCCACUACUAUGCCACUAGCAUUUUUUAAUUAGAAAUUUUCAAAAUGUACCAAAGUACAGAAAACAGAAUGAUGAACGCCCAUCUCCCCAUCACUGUUUCAACAGUUGUUGACUUUCUGCCCUCCUUUCAUCAAUCUCUAACCCCUCUUCCUACAGACUCUUUCAACUGCUAUAUUAAUAAACGCGUUGGAUGGCAUUUUCCCAGACCUAUCUAUGCAGACAUCAACAAUAAUAAUGACUUGCUUGUUUAUUGUCUGUCCUAGGAUGUGAGCUCCAUGAGAACCAUUUACUGCUGUUUCCCCAACUCCUAAAACAAUGCCUGCUUGGCACAUAGUGGGUGCUCCAUGAUUUUUUUUUUUAUUGUGUGAAUAAUGAAAUAACUUAAAACCAAGAGCUCUCUUAGAUUAGGACCACACAUUGAAUGCCAACUUUCAACAAAGGACAGACAAAAAUAAGAUAGAUGCAAAUAGAUCUCAUUUAUUAAGCACUUACUAUAGCUGACACUGUGCUAAAAAACUAUGUUAAUAUCAAUCUUUCAAAUUCAUCAAAAGUGAAGUUAUUAAUUUCACCAGCAAUGGAGAAAAUAUAAAAGCAUGUCAAGUUACCAUUUCCGGCCCAUCAAAAUUGGCUUUAUAAAGGGAGAAAUAAUAUCUAAUAUUGAUUACUCUGUGGGCAAAAAGGCCGUCUCUUGCCUCACUGGGAGAACUGACCAGUAAAGGCUUUGCUGGAGGCAGAAUAUGUUUAGCAUCUCAAAUGCUACUCCAUGUCUUCAGUCACUGUGCUUGGUAAUAGGAGGACUACACAGACCUGUGGACCAGGAAGGGUCAUUGGAGUGUUGUUGAUGGAAGGAAAACACGAGGAGCAAUCACAGAAAUAGCUGCAUUGAGGUAUAGCCAUGCCUAUUGUGGAAUGCCCACGUGGUGGGCUUUUUUUUUAAGUGGCAGGAAAAAAUAGUUAAAUUCUAACUUAAUUUAAAAUGAUGAAAAAUUAAUUUUUAAAAGGAUAAGAUCAUGAUUUAUUGACAUAGAAUGAGCUCCAAAAGAGAUCCUAUUUUUAUGAGAGAAAAGCAAGUUGGGAUUAAAAAAAAAAAAAGAGGGGGCACUGUCAACUCUAGCCCUGUGUAUGUAGCACAGAAAAAUGGAGGCUAAAGACCUACCAGAUGAUCCAAACAAGGGACUUGGAUUUGGCGGGCUGCACACAGGUUGAGGCGUUUUUGUGACUUUUGUUUUUUGGGAAAAUGUAAGUAGUUCUAUAUAAUUUUAAAAUGGAAAAAUUUGAAUGGCAUUUGAGGAUGAUAUAUUAAUAAAUAUUAACAUCCCGGUUUUGAUGAUUAUAUUGUGGUUACCUGGUAGAGUCCCUUUGUAUAUUGGAAAUAUACAGUGGACUGCUAAGGAAUAAUGAUGCGUGCAAUUUAUGGGACAGAAACGCUCCCAAAUGGGAAAUCUGAUACAAGAGCAAAUAGGAGCAUUGUGGUCUAUUUCUACAACCUUUGUGUACGUCUGAAAUUAUUUCAAAAUAAAAUGUUCAAAAAGGGGG